AUGGUGCCGUACGCUGCAUUUGCCAUGCCCGUCACAUAUCCGGACCUCUCCCACAAGGACUCCCACAUCUGGACGCGCGAACACGCCAGCGUCUUUGACGUCUCUCACAUGGUGCAGCACAAACUCUCCGGGGAACUCGCCGAGGAGUUUCUCAUGACAGUCACUCCAUCAGCCAUCAACGAGUUAGAAAAACACCGCUCCAGCCUCUCUUGCCUUUUGAACGAGGAAGGAGGCAUCGUUGACGACACGGUGAUCUCCAGACUGGGAAAAGAUAGUUUUUAUUUUGUGACGAAUGCUGGGUGCCGCGAGAAGGACAUCGCCUUUAUCGACGAGCAUAUAUCCAAAUUUCUCAAGGCAAAAGGAGCAUCGGGGGAUAAGAUCAAUUGGCAUGUCCUGGACCACCACGCCCUUCUGGCUCUUCAAGGUCCCAAAGCCGCAAGCGUGCUCCAGCCCCUCAUCUUCAACGACACAGAAGAGGAGAGUCUCGAUACAUCGCUGGAUACGCUAUACUUUGGAUCAAGCCGAUGGUUACAACUGACCCUGCCUGACUCUGGGAUGAACACGCCUUCCCUACUCAUCAGCCGAACCGGAUAUACUGGGGAGGAUGGCUUUGAGAUUUCGAUUCCACCUGAAAAUGGAGAUGCUACCGAGUUGGCAACAAGCAUAGCCAAAGCUCUAACCGCCGACAGCUCCAACGUGCGCUGGGCGGGACUCGGGGCACGCGACUCACUCCGGCUGGAGGCAGGAAUGUGUCUCUACGGGCAUGACCUAAAUGAGAAGAUCACGCCGCCAAUGGCGGCGCUGGGCUGGUUGGUCGGCAAAUCACGCCGGGGCGACAACCCUACACCAGCCUUUAAUGGGCAUCAAAUCAUUAACAAACAGCUCGCCUCGCCGAAGACAAUGACUGAGCGACGCGUUGGCCUGCUCAUAGAAAAAGGCCCUGCUGCGCGCGAAGGGGCAGACAUCGUCGAUCCCGAAAAUGACAACCAGGUCAUUGGUCACAUAACCUCGGGUUCUCCCAGCCCGAGCCUGGACGGACAGAACAUUGCCAUGGGGUACAUUAAAAAUGGCUUUCACAAAAGGGGGACCACAGUCGGAGUCAGGGUGAGGAAGAGUGUGAGGAAAGCGGAGGUCGCUAAGAUGCCCUUUGUGCCGACCAAGUUCUACACGCGGCCCUCGUGA
Fonsecaea erecta is the source of this 1182-nucleotide messenger RNA. RefSeq names its product glycine cleavage system T protein. Gene Ontology annotation, cellular component: mitochondrion. Gene Ontology annotation, molecular function: aminomethyltransferase activity; protein binding. Lineage: Eukaryota; Fungi; Ascomycota; Eurotiomycetes; Chaetothyriales; Herpotrichiellaceae. The transcript has a single exon. Bases 1 to 1182 code for a protein of 393 amino acids. The record is from RefSeq and is a predicted model, not a curated record. Gene Ontology annotation, biological process: glycine catabolic process.